AAUGCCUAUCUGUGUGAAAAUUAGUCAUGUUAUUUUACCCUUCCUUACAGUCACCUCUACCACAUGAACCCACGAAAUGACACAGAAAUUUCAGAAUUUCUUCUCCUGGGAUUUUCAGAGGAACGAGCACUGCAGCCCCUCAUCUUUGGGCUUUUCCUCUCCAUGUACCUGAUCACUGUGCUUGGAAACCUGCUCAUCAUCCUGGCUGUGUGCUCAGACUCCCACCUCCACACCCCCAUGUACUUCUUCCUCUCCAACCUGUCCUUUGUAGACAUCUGUUUCAGCUCCACCACCAUCCCAAAGAUGCUGUGGAACAUCCAGACACAGAGCAAAGUUAUAACUUAUGAAGGUUGCAUCACACAGAUGUAUUUUUUUGUACUCUUUGCAGUGUUAGACAACUUCCUCCUGACCGUGAUGGCCUACGACCGCUUUGUGGCCAUCUGCCACCCUCUGCACUACACGGUCAUCAUGAGCCCCCGGCUCUGUGCACUGCUGGUGCUGGUGUCCUGGGUCAUGAGUGCCCUGCAUUCCUUGUUAGAAAGCUUAAUGGUGUUGCGACUAUCCUUCUGUACAGACUUGCACAUCCCUCACUUUUUCUGUGAACUCAAUCAAAUGGUACAACUUGCUUGUUCUGACACCUUUCCCAAUAACAUGGUGAUGUGUUUUGCAGCUGUCCUGCUGGGUGUUGGUUCUCUUACUGGUAUCCUUUACUCAUAUUCUAAGAUAGUGUCCUCCAUAUAUGGAAUUUCAUCAUCUCAGGGGAGGUAUAAGGCCCUUUCCACCUGUGCAUCUCACCUCUCAGUAGUCUCUUUAUUUUAUUGUACGAGCUUAGGAGUGUAUAUGAGCUCUGCUGCUACCCACAGUUCCCAUUCAAAUGCAAAAGCCUCAGUGAUGUACACUGUGGUCACACCCAUGCUGAACCCCUUCAUCUACAGUCUGAGGAACAAAGACAUAAAGAGGGCUCUGAAAAUGUUCUUGGGGAAGGCAACUCUAAAAGGACAUGUGGUCCUAAGGCUUAAGAAGUGCCCAUGA
Cervus elaphus (red deer) is the source of this 1032-nucleotide messenger RNA. Its product is annotated as olfactory receptor-like protein OLF4. Gene Ontology annotation, biological process: G protein-coupled receptor signaling pathway. The transcript has a single exon. NCBI's taxonomy places the organism in Eukaryota, Metazoa, Chordata, Mammalia, Artiodactyla, Cervidae. The record is from RefSeq and is a predicted model, not a curated record. Gene Ontology annotation, cellular component: membrane. Gene Ontology annotation, molecular function: olfactory receptor activity; G protein-coupled receptor activity. Bases 64 to 1032 code for a protein of 322 amino acids.